GUCUUUUAAUAAGGUCAGUCAGUGUGCAGACCUAUGGCGCACAAGUGUCAAAAUUUAAGGAGUGAACCGCCGAAAGCUGUUGGAAUGUCUGUUGCAAAGAAAAAUGAGGAGUUACUACGGGAGACGGUCCUAGACCUUCUCUCCCACAAACAGAACACACACACCAUCAUGGAGGAGCUUUCAGAACUUACUGCAAACAACAGCAAGUUACACUCUACUCUUCUUGGUGUUGGAAGUGUUGUCAUGGAAACCAUGGUUGGUUCAAGGACACAUGCUGGCUUCCAGGGGACUGAGUCUUAUAUAAGCAGAUUCUUGGAUGCCUUUCAAAUACCUGACAAACAGGAACAGAAUAAACAAGUACAGUCUGUGGUUUGUCUGAUGAAAGCCCUAACUGACGAUGGGAGCACCAGGGCUCGUCUCCAUGACAGCCUUUGUAAAAAGAGUGACCUGCCCCUGAAUGGUAUCUGGGUUCUACACAGGGACGGAGUACUGCCAUUCACAAUGUAUUUUACAGGGUUGGUCAACUCCUGUAAGCCACUGGAGGACUUCGUAAAUCAGAUGAUUACUUCCUGCAGGCUAUCAGAUGACGUGGAGACUGUAAAAGGUUUGAUGUCAGAGCUGGUAUGGCUGGGAUAUGGAGAUGGGGAAAUGUUGGAUCCAACUGUAGGCGGCCAGGCAACACACACAUUGGCAGCAAUCAUUACUGGCCUAGUAGAUGCAGUCAUUACUGGUGAAACCGCUGACAUAAUCUGCGUGCUUGAUCCUGGCACUGCGGACACCACCGCCAUGAGGAAGUGUUGUACAAGUCUCCUGCCCCAUAUUCUCAGUCACAACCCUGUCCUUAAAGUUUCCCAAGCAAUAAGGCAACAGAGUGCCUGGGUUUUUGGGAACGUUCCAAGAUCUCUCACCUCCUUAUACAAGCAGCUGCUGUUGCCACUAAGCAUGGAUGAGGUAUUGACCGUGCUGCGACAUGUUCUUGACCUGCAAGAAGUGAAUUGGCUGCUCCUGCUCUCCUUAGUCUCAGUCACCAUCGUCUGCCUUCCACACGCUGACAAACACUUCUUAGACUUCACAGACGGCCUGCUACAGGAGGGUCUGGAGAGCUGUGACAUGGAGAGUACAGUAACUGGCCUGUUGUUGGCCAGGCAGGCCUGCCUUCAGGGACCCCAUGUCUAUAUGUCAUACCCGGACUGGUUCCAGAAGACAUUUUCUGAUGGUGGGACGUCACCAGCUAGCACCCGGAGAAGUUUCACUUUCUUUAUAAAGUUUCUGUCUGAUCUCAUGCCGUAUGAAACUGCCCAGCAUAUAAAGGUCCAUAUACUGCGACCCCCAUUUGUUCCGAGCAAGUGUCGUCAGCUGCUGGCAGACUAUAUCCUCCUCGCUAAAACAAGGCUAGAAGACCUCAAGGAAACAUUGGACAGUAUUGAGGAUCAGACAGACCCUGACAAGUCCGGCAAGACCAGUGUGUCGGUGGAGGUUGACAGUGCGGUAAGUGUGUAUGCUGGUACAGGCCGGAUCCCCAGCAGCGUGUUGGAGGCCAGCAUCUUCAGGAAACCACACUAUGUCGGCCACUUCCUGCCUCUGCUCCUCACACCAAGACCUUUACCAGACUUCCCAGAUGCCAAAAUGAAACUUAUUGCUGCCCUUAAAAGUGCGGACAAGAUACCCCCUUCGAUGUACACAACUUAUGAGACGGCUUGUAAAAAUGAGGCCACACAACUGUUACAAGGGGUGUUUAUGGAUCUUGACUCGGACGAUGACAUGGAGUUAUCACCCCUGGAACAUCUUCAGUCAAGUCUCCAACAUCUUAUCACAGGAAAGGAAAAAACGGCCAAACAUACUGAGAUGGAGCUAGUGUCUUGUGUUUGCGAGAGGGUGGAGGGGGUGCUGUCACUGACCCCCCAGCAGACUCUCGACCUGCCACUGUGUAUCACCCUCAACAUUCAUGACUCCAUGAUGGACAUAGGUGUCCUCAAGGUGGUUGAUAUGAUACUGAACGCUGUGUGUGAGGGGCUGCACUCCCACCUUGAAACCCCUACGCCUUGCCCCCAGUGGUUGUCACGGUUACUCAUUGGGCUGGGCCAGUACCCCGUUGUCAUGGAAACCCUAUUUCUCAGGAUUUGGAGCUUGGUGUUCAAACAGCAUAGAGCAUUAAAUGAACAACAUUUAUCUGCCUUGGCUGCAAUACUUGUUGAGAUCUUGUUGCUUGGAAAGAAGUUGCCAUGGAUACAGAAUGAAACUAUUCAAUGCUUUCCUGUGGUUGUCAUGGAUUCCCUGACAAUGAAGACUGAAGAAGAAAUGAGAUUCUGCUUACAACUGACUACUUUAUUCCUGCGCUACUUGGCACUGAGACUCACAGACCUCGAGGUACUUGACGGAUGUCCAGUUGUCGUGAAAAAGUUCAUUUACCUGGCUACAAGACUGACACCUGAGUUACGUUAUCAUGACAUGGACAUGCUGGUUGUCAUGGGAACAAGCAGCUGUGUUAAGGCCAUUUUUACCUCUGAUGUGUUCCAGAAAAUCCUGCAAAAACACAUGCUGACAGUAGGUGACUGGUGUCAGUUUGAGUCCAGUGUCAGUCCACCACAUGAUCUGCUUAGCAACAUUGAUAGGCAUGAAUACAUCAGAUGGAUGGUAUACCACUAUUUCAUGGCGAGGGAGGAGCAGUCACCAUUACCUCCAAGUAUCAGACAUGUCACUUCGGAAAUCCUUCAUGAAGUCUGCGAAUUGACCAUGAGGGCUCCAAAUGGAGUGAGGGGAUGUGAGAAUUGUGCAGACAGGACAUAUGGAAACAACAGCCUGCAUGUCCUCACCAGCCUAUUACAGGAACUUACAUGGGCCAUAUCAACAUCUCCAACCCCCCAGUUACCAUGGUUACAAGAACAGCUGAACAGGCUCCUGAUAGGCUGUACAGAUGACACUGGCAAACAGACUGUUGUUAGCGCUUUCUUCAGGUUGUGUGUAUGCCUGCCGCCUCACCUGCUGUGGUCAGAUGUUCCCCAUGUCGUCACCUCAGCAGACCAUCCAGGUGUCACCUCUGCUGUUGACACUAUCAACAAUCUCCUGGUUAAAAUCUUAAGUACAGGAAUGGUCUUUCCAGCAGGUCUGACUACCCAUAUAAUACAGUCUGUCCGGAUGUGCUCAUCAGCAGGGUGUGGAGGAAGAAUGUUGGAUGAACUGUGUCUCCGCUGCCCUGUCUUGCAUGUCUCCAUCCUGGUCAACAACCUUUGCGUGUGGCCGCUGCUCAAUGUCCCAGAGUUCCAGGGUUGUGCAACUAUUGGGUUUCUCAGUAAAGAAAGGUGUGGAGAUAUCAACAGUGUGGAUGAUCACUGGCUCUGUGCUGUGGGUCUGUUCUCUUGUGUGAUGAACUCAUCGGAAAGAGAAGUAAAGCAGGCAAUCAAAAGUCUUGGAGAAAAGGAACAGGUCCUGGAACUGGCCUUGGAAAUAGUUGUGCUGCAGUUGUCAUAUGAGCUGUAUCUAGGAGAACCCAAGAGACCCAUUGUGAUCAAACAUCUGGAGGCCAGCCUCCAACCCCUGUUGUCCCAGUCAGGACAAGAAGGUGUGGCCCAUCUCCUCUCAGGUGGUGUGGAUGAAAGGUCAGCAGCCUGCUGUGCUCACCCUGGCUCCCUCACACACAAACUCACUGUUCUCAGAUGUGUCAGCAGAAACAUGGAGGUGGUGUCUCCAGUGAUAGCUGACAGUAUGGACCUGCUCUCAUCUCUACUCCUUCUUUACUCCAAAGUGGUGGAGGCCUAUGACGGAGGGGACACUGAUCAUGACCUGGUGGCGGAAGCCAUUGAUGGAGGGGGCAAUGUUUAUGACCAGGAGAUGUUGCAGGUCAGCAGCUUCAUACAGGGACUUAUCAGCACUUUCAGUGUGGCCACGCUACAGCACCUGGACCAGGACCUAGUGUUGAGCUGUGGGCCGGCCAUCACAGAGACAUUUAUCAACCGGCUGGCUACCUGACAUCAUGGGUUGACAAGCAAUACAGCUUGAGACAAAAAAUUUUUUGUCAAAGACAGCUUCAUUAAUAAGUUUUAAUCUUGAUAACAUAUUAUCAGACGAGGAGUCUGAGGGUUUGAGACUACAGAGGGUUGGUUUCACUAGAAUGUUAUACUGAAACUAGACAGGGAUUACAGCUUUAAACUAUAUGGUGGAUUCCUAAGCAAAUUAAACCUGCUGGCUGGGUUUGCAAGAAAUAUAGCAGAAUUUAAAUGGAGACCAACAGAUGCUGCUUAUUCACAAGUCUACCCUUACCAAGGGUAUGCCGCCAUUCACAAGUCUGCCCUUACCAAGGUUAUGCCGCCAUUCACAAAUCUGCCCUUACCAAGGGUAUGCCGCCAUUCACAAGUCUGCCCUUACCAAGGGUAUGCCGCCAUUCACAAGUCUGCCCUUACCAAAGGUAUGCGGCCAUUCACAAGUCUGCCCUUACCAAGGGUAUGCCGCCAUUCACAAGUCUGCCCGUACCAAGGGUAUGCCGCCAUUCACAAGUCUGCCCUUACCAAGGGUAUGCCGCCAUUCACAAGUCUGCCCUUACCAAGGGUAUGCCGCCAUUCACAAGUCUGCCCUUACCAAGGGUAUGCCGCCAUUCACAAGUCUGCCCUUACCAAGGCUAUGCUGCUAUUCACAAGUCUAUGUUUAAACAUAUUUUACUCGACCAAGGCCAAUUUAUUAUUGUUACAAAUGUUUACCUGUUUAUUAGUUAUGUCAUGAUUAAAUGUGUGUUUUUAAAUGUUGGUAAUGCGAGUUAUUAUUGAAUAAAGAUGAU
Messenger RNA from Mya arenaria, 4768 nucleotides. RefSeq names its product Fanconi anemia group A protein homolog. The transcript is spliced from 38 exons. Gene Ontology annotation, biological process: interstrand cross-link repair. Gene Ontology annotation, cellular component: Fanconi anaemia nuclear complex. The coding region runs from base 34 to 3966 and encodes 1310 amino acids. The record is from RefSeq and is a predicted model, not a curated record. Lineage: Eukaryota; Metazoa; Mollusca; Bivalvia; Myida; Myidae.